This is a messenger RNA of Didymodactylos carnosus, 582 nucleotides long. Lineage: Eukaryota; Metazoa; Rotifera; Eurotatoria; Philodinida; Philodinidae. The record is from the annotation of a GenBank genome assembly.
AUGGCACCUCCUGCUCUCGACAUAAGUAAUACCAUAGCAUAUACCGCUACUGUAUUCGGUGCUGUUGCUUUAAUAUUAGCAUGUAUUGGCAUCGGGACGCCAAAUUGGCAGACAACCUAUUCUGACUCCCCAUCGAAUCGAAAUAUAUCCACGACAAUUAAUUUUUAUUACGCUUGUUCCUAUGUAGCUGGCUUUCCAAGCGUCUGUUAUAAUAGAGCGACCCAUAGGCAACCACCGUACAGUCCUAAUUCAAAUGAUUAUUAUCAACGUCAACAAAACGCAGCUGGUUUAGCUAUUGUCGGUAUUCUAUUUCUCGCAUUUGGAACAAUAGCAACACUGUUAAUGGCUCGUGAUGUCUUUAAAGCUAAUGUAAAACAUCUUAAUUUCCUUCCAGCAGCAUUGUUAUUUCUUGCCACAUUAUUCAUGCUUGCUGCAUUAGCUGAAGGCUCAAGAACAAUGAUGUAUAAUGAUUAUUCGGCUAAUUUAUAUGCAACAGGGCAUUUGUUAACAAUAAUUAGUCUACUUUUCAGUUCGUUUGCCGGUGGAAGAAUACAUGCAGUAAAAAUGCAGGAGGGAGCAUAA